Messenger RNA from Bactrocera latifrons, 2666 nucleotides. RefSeq names its product high-affinity choline transporter 1 (gene ChT). Gene Ontology annotation, biological process: transmembrane transport; choline transport; acetylcholine biosynthetic process. Gene Ontology annotation, molecular function: choline:sodium symporter activity. Lineage: Eukaryota; Metazoa; Arthropoda; Insecta; Diptera; Tephritidae. The coding region runs from base 1 to 1884 and encodes 627 amino acids. Gene Ontology annotation, cellular component: plasma membrane. The transcript has 8 exons. The record is from RefSeq and is a predicted model, not a curated record.
AUGAUUAAUAUCGCUGGUGUGGUGAGCAUCGUGCUCUUCUAUCUGUUAAUUCUGGUCGUGGGCAUAUGGGCGGGACGAAAAAAGGCGGCAGGCAAUGAUUCCGAGGAGGAGGUGAUGCUGGCGGGACGCUCAAUUGGUCUUUUCGUAGGCAUAUUCACAAUGACCGCAACUUGGGUGGGUGGUGGCUACAUAAACGGCACGGCGGAGGCCAUCUACACAUCCGGUCUGGUGUGGUGUCAGGCGCCAUUUGGUUAUGCCUUAAGCUUGGUUUUCGGUGGCAUUUUCUUUGCAAAUCCCAUGCGUAAACAAGGUUACAUAACCAUGUUGGAUCCGCUGCAGGACUCUUUUGGUGAACGCAUGGGUGGUUUGCUCUUUCUACCGGCGCUCUGUGGCGAGGUAUUCUGGGCUGCUGGCAUUUUAGCCGCCUUGGGCGCUACGCUGUCUGUAAUCAUUGACAUGGACCAUCGCACUUCGGUGAUACUCUCCUCGUGUAUUGCCAUAUUCUAUACGCUUUUCGGCGGCUUAUAUUCGGUCGCUUAUACCGAUGUUAUACAACUAUUUUGCAUCUUCAUCGGUUUGUGGAUGUGUAUACCGUUCGCUUGGGCCAAUGAUCAUGUAAAAAGUUUGUCUUCAAUGGAGGUUGAUUGGAUCGGUCAUGUAGAGCCGGUGAAGCAAUGGUUCUACAUAGACUAUGGACUGCUUUUGAUCUUCGGUGGCAUCCCGUGGCAGGUGUAUUUUCAGCGCGUGUUGUCAAGCAAGACAGCUGGACGCGCUCAAUUGUUGUCGUAUGUUGCGGCAGCUGGUUGCAUUCUUAUGGCGAUCCCGCCGGUACUCAUUGGCGCCAUUGCCAAAGCAACAGCUUGGAAUGAAACCGAAUAUACCGGCCCCUAUCCACUAACCGUCGAGCAGACCAGCAUGAUAUUACCUAUGGUACUACAAUACCUUACACCCGAGUUUGUAUCAUUCUUUGGUCUUGGCGCCGUUUCGGCAGCUGUCAUGUCCUCGGCGGAUUCGUCGGUGCUCUCGGCUGCGUCGAUGUUUGCGCGCAAUGUUUACAAAUUAAUUUUUCGCCAAAAAGCUUCCGAGAUGGAGAUUAUUUGGGUGAUGCGUGUGGCCAUUAUAAUCGUGGGUAUCCUGUCAACUAUAAUGGCGCUUACGAUUCCCUCCAUCUAUGGUCUUUGGUCCAUGUGCUCGGAUUUGGUGUAUGUCAUUUUGUUCCCACAACUUUUGAUGGUCGUACACUUUAAAAAGCAUUGUAAUACUUACGGCAGCUUAGCUGCCUAUAUUGUGGCGCUCUUUAUUCGUUUAUCAGGUGGUGAGGCAUUGCUUGGUCUGGCGCCUCUCAUACAUUUUCCCGGCUAUGACGAGGAGACACAAACCCAGUUAUUCCCCUUCCGCACCACGGCCAUGUUAAUGAGUCUGAUCACGCUGAUAGGUGUUUCUUGGUGGACAAAAAUGAUGUUUGAAUCGGGUAAACUUCCCCCGAAUUACGACUAUUUUCGUUGUGUAGUGAAUAUUCCUGAAGAUGUACAAAGAGUGGGAGAGCCUUCAGAAGCUGGAGAGCAGCUUUCUGUUAUGGCUGGUCCAUUGGCACGUUCCUAUGGCGCAGCCACAAUGGCUGGCAAAGAUGAGCGCAACGGACGUAUUAAUCCGGCGCUCGAGUCCGACGACGAUUUACCCGUGGCCGAAGCGAAACGCAUGAAUCAGCAGACGGCGCAGGCGCAGGUGCAGAAAAUGUUGAGCAAGGCGACGGGUAAAGGUGGCAACAACGCCAGUGACUGCGGCGGCGUAGUCGGAGUCGGCUGUGAUGCGGGCAUGGGUCUCAAUUUAAGCGGACAAGGUAUGGCUGUGCCAACUGCUGAGCAUGAUAAUACUGCCUUCUAAGCACAUGUUCAAAUACACACAUAAACACACAUACACAUACAUAACGUGCAUAUAUUUAAAAAAAACACAAAAUUAACAUGCAGAAUUGAAGCAAAAGUGCUCAUGAAACACACACACACAUACAAACAUAACUUUAAAUGCAAAUAUAUUUGGUAUCGACUUAGAGGAAUGCUUGUCAAGCAGUUGGAUAACGGAAUUAGAAGGCAAUUUGUAACUAAGCUUAUGAAACAAACAUAUCAACGCAGCAAAAUGCGGAAGGAAGAAGAAGAAAACUAAACUAAUUAUACAAAAACAAUAUACAUAUAAUUAUAUACAUUCUAUAUAUUAUCUGCUGUUAUAAACUAUUUUUGUGUAGUGUUGCCAGUGUUAACAGCUUGUGCUUUUUGUUUUUUGUUCAAUGUGUUUUUCGGCUAAUAAGUACUUGAAAAAUAAUGCGUAUUGUAAAAUCUUUCAAAGAACGCAAUGUUAAACAUUCUAUUUGAAAUUAGUAUUAGGUAGUAUGGUCUUAAAAAGUAUCUAUAAUUAUCUAUAUAGGUUUGUUUGUUCUAUGUAUGUAUUAUGUGCUUGCUUACAACGGAUUCUAAUCUCUAGCAGUUCAUAAGAAGGAACUUUGCACAGAAAACGCAGUAGUGACAUUUCUUGUUGUUGGCUUAAAUAUUGAUUACCACACACUAAGUACAUAUGUACAUAUAUGUAAUGUUAGUUUAUCUGCGUGAUUAAUUGUUAAAAUUUGCAUUUUAGUAACCAAAACUGUUAAAUCUUAAGAAUAUAUAAAGUGCUCA